Messenger RNA from Pezoporus occidentalis (night parrot), 1889 nucleotides. It is a transcript of the gene NPPC, whose product is annotated as natriuretic peptide C. The record is from RefSeq and is a predicted model, not a curated record. Gene Ontology annotation, biological process: cGMP biosynthetic process; receptor guanylyl cyclase signaling pathway. Gene Ontology annotation, cellular component: extracellular region. The coding region runs from base 173 to 544 and encodes 123 amino acids. Lineage: Eukaryota; Metazoa; Chordata; Aves; Psittaciformes; Psittacidae. Gene Ontology annotation, molecular function: hormone activity. The transcript is spliced from 3 exons.
UGAAGCAGAAAGCCCAAGUUCACUAGCUCGGCACUUCGCAGGCGGCAGGAGGGACCUCGGGGCUCCGCUCUGAACUUUGACUCCCGUCGGUCCCGGCCUCUCCCGGGGGCUCCCCUUGGCUCGCAGCUGCCCUCCUCCCCUCCCCCGGCCCCCUCUCGCUCGGCCUCGCAGGAUGCAGAUCUCACCCUUGCUGGCUGGUGGACUUUUACUCGCUCUGCUCUCCGUCAGGCUGGAGGCGAAGCCGGCGUCUCAGCUCCCACAGAAGGCCUCCCGCGGCUCGGCGGCGGCGGCAGCGGGUCCGGCCGAGGCGGCGGCGGCGGAGCGGGACAAGGAGCGGGACAAGGAGCGCGGUGGCGGCGGCGGCUCGGGCCCACGGGAGGCGCGGGAGGCGCGGGGCGAGGCUCGGCCGCGGGCGGGCUGGGCGCGGCUGCUGCAGGACCCGCCGGGCCGCCGGCACAAGGGCCUGCACAAGAAGGGCCUGGGCAAGGGCUGUUUCGGCCUCAAGCUGGACCGCAUCGGCGCCAUGAGCGGCCUCGGCUGCUGAGGGACCCCUGGCGGGCUUUGAAUUCGUAAGUCCAUUUUCUCCUAUCGUGGCCAGGCACAACCAUCCCCCAGGCAGCACCUAGAAGAGCAGAGACCCCCCCGGAAUGGACAAAAGAUGUGUCUGUGUUUUUCUUUUUGGUACGAGGAGUCAUGGCACCAGCUGUUUUGGUUUUGUUAUUUUUUUAAAAAGUGCUCUCUAUCUUAUAUAUAUUAUAUAUACAAACACUCACCAAGACAAGGGACAGCGCUUUUCCAAGAGACUGAUGAAGCCAGCUGUAUAACGUUGCUGUUUGUAAAUUCAUGUCAUGCAUAAAUGUAUUUAUGUUGUAAAGCUAUUUAUAUAUUGUUUAUAAAGAGAUAUUUAUAAGAAAUUAUUUAUGUAACUAAAUGAAAAGUCAAGCAUUGUAACAUUUUUUUGUCCUAAAAGUAGUUGAAAAACUUAAAAAAAAAAAUCAUUCCAUGAGGCAUUUUGUAACCUGUCUUUAUUUAUCAAAUUCACGUACAAUUUAAAUGUCAGAUUGAUUGAUUUCAACUGAGUUAAAAAAGAAAUUGUUCAGAUGUUUUAGGUAAGUCAGGAGUGAGAGGAAGGCCAGCUGAUAUUUUAAGCUUUGAUUCCAUAUGCAAAAGUAAACUUGCGCCCAAUCCUGUGAUGCUCUGAUGGACCGAAUCCUGCCUGGCGCUGCACAGCCAUCAGCCUCUGAAAACCCAGCCAAGCUCCCUGCAAGAGCACAUGGCCUCAGGCAGCUCAUCUGUGCCCACAUCCUGAAUGGCACCCCUGGAAAUAAGCCCACCAUGUUCAACAGCCUGGAACCGGAUUUUCAGCAGUGUGACAAGAGCAGCGUUUGGCCUAGACAUGUUUUAACCACUUCCAGUCUGCAGGUUUGGGUCCAAAUUUCAUCUUGUAACCAUCGCUUUAUGACUGGGCACCGCAUGGAGAUGCAGCCCCUGCUGACAACAACAGAGACCAUGUUGGAUCUGGCCCCCAGUUGUGCUAGUGGGAAUAGAGCUUUAUGCCCAAGGCACUGUUAUUCUAGAAUCCAGCAGCUCGCUAAGUAUCUUGUUGAUAUUCCCACUCACCAAACCUUCAUAAAGUCCCUUCUGCCCACACAAAUUUAUUUAACUGUGCCUGGGACAAUACAUAGACCAAAAUACACUGAGGACUGCCUGGUAAGGAUUCACGGACCCAGCUGUUGCUACAGCUUCUUGCUACGUAAAGUGCAUGAAAUAAAUUGUAAAAAUUACUCAGAGCUCUAAAGGAAACAGCAAGCGAGGGGGUUGGGAGCACAGCAAAAGCACAAACUCCUGCAUGAAGGCUCUUUGGUCUCAUUCUUCAAAGAGGCCAUAGA